Molecule: messenger RNA, 1716 nt
Organism: Aspergillus chevalieri
Lineage: Eukaryota; Fungi; Ascomycota; Eurotiomycetes; Eurotiales; Aspergillaceae
Exons: 6
Coding region: 1-1716 (571 amino acids)
Source: RefSeq, a predicted model, not a curated record
AUGGACGAUGACUUCCAAAAGCGAUUCUUGGGGCGCAGGCGGCGCUGGUUAGAGAACCUGAUUGAAGAAUUAACAGUCGUUACGUCUUUCGAGCAAUCACCCGAAGCAACAGUCCUUGCGCAGUUGCACAUCCGGACCAACAGGCAACUUGCCGCAACUGCUUUCUGCUUGGAAGAGCUUGUGUUUUAUCGAUUGGCAAAAGAAUGGACCACUCGUCAGAGCCUUACGAUGAUGCUUGAGCAAGUUCAUUUGGCUCGUUUUUUGGACCCGCAGAUUAAUGUACGGUUCAGUCGAGCGUUGAAUUAUACGGUCAUGGAUACCAUACAGCAUCAAGAGGUGGACAAUGGCCUGGAAAUUGCCUACCAUGCCGUGCUCUAUGCAGAGGGAAUUCGCAAUGCAAUGGCAUCGAACAAUUUUAAUAUUUUCGCCUCGCAAAUCGGAGAAUUCCUGAUACGCAUCGAAAACAUUGAUAUCAACGCGCUUCAUGCAUAUGAAGCAUUGAUGUCUGUGUUCGACUUUACGGCUACAUAUUUGCUAAGCAUGAUCAACCCCGGAAAUGCAGUGGCCAUCCCGUGGUCAUGGGCAGCACUGCAUCUUCCAGCGAUAAUGCAUGCUCGAAAUGCGAAGUCUGGAGGGGUGCCAGAUCAAGCAUUCUUUGUUUACGGAAGCUGUCUCCUGCACUUCACCGCUGGAUUCUGCAGGAUUGUUGGCAAUCUGGAACGAGCGAUGAGUCAGUACGGCGUCUCUUUCGGCCGUACGCGUCCGGCUGCCUUUAUUAGAAAACGGAGUUAUGACUUCCUUGCUACCGUUAUCCUGAACCUUGGUAACUGGCCGCUUCCGCUGAGGGGAUUAUCUGAAGUCAUAAAACAAGUUCAAGCUACUUUACCAUCCGCUUCUGCUUCAGGAGCUAGCUUCCUCAAACAACUGCAAGAAGAUCUCUUGGGCUCUUUUCGCUUGUACAAUGGAAAGGACAAGAUUUGUGUCAUCACGCUUGACGACAAGGCAACUCAGCCCUUCUACCUGAGCAGCUUCGUUCAGAAGGGAGCUUGUGUGACUAAGCUGAGCGACAUACUCCAGAAGUUCCAGGCAAUUGCUAAAGCAGCAGCUGCGUCCGAUGAAAAGUGCCAGAAUAUGAACAAAUCCGAAGACAACGAGCACAUGGGUUUCAACCCUGAUACUGUGGUGUAUCUCCAAAGACGUUGGAGGAUUAUACUAACCAGGAUUCACGACCAGCGUCGUAUUCGCGAAACACUCCACGGUCAGACUCUGAUCUCGAUACAGAAAAUAUGCACUACAGUUUUGGAUGGAGAACGGGGAACUCGUACCUUUUCUGAUAUCUUGAAGAUACACACCAGAGCUUUCUUAUUUACGCAGGGUAUCAACAUCCUCAUAGAGAUUGACAAAGCCACUAGGACCAUUAGGGCCAUCCGAGACAGCUGGAAAGAGGCUAUUGAGCGUCCCCUCACAAUGUCUGAGAUCGAGGUGUUGGAAAGAAUCACAUCUCAGAUUGGCGGCAUUGAAUCUAAACUAAGUCUUCUAACAGAUAUGUGGUCCCUCCACGGUCUCAAGAAGUAUAUCCUGUGCAUAUCACCCGAGGAGUGGAAGGUCAAGGGUCGUGAAGCUGUGCACACUCUCAAAUUUAUCAAGUACGAAGUCGAUGCGGUGAAGACUAGGCUUGCAUCUACCUCGGAUUCGGGAGCUUGGCAUGAAUUUUGA